AUGGCGCUCAAGUACACAACAGGACAGCUCUCGCGGAGCUUGUCCAAGGCGACGACAUCCGCGCGCAAUGCCUCAUCGCCUCUUACGAUAGCGCUGCCCAAGCAGUCAGCUGCACAGCUUAGAUCAAUGGCAACGGUUGUACCGCCUGUGACGCAAAACUCUGCUGGAUCCAAGGGGCCUACGGCGAUGGUAUUCAUGAACAUGGGUGGCCCUUCAACGACUGACGAAGUGGGAGACUUCCUGAGCAGGCUUUUUGCAGAUGGCGACUUGAUUCCCCUCGGCCGUUUCCAGAACUAUCUGGGUCCCUUGAUUUCGAAGCGACGAACUCCCAAGAUCCAGAAGCAAUACGCCGAUAUUGGUGGCGGCUCACCUAUUCGCAAGUGGUCUGAGUAUCAGAACGCCGAGAUGUGCAAGAUUCUCGAUGAGAUCUCGCCCGAGACAGCGCCACACAAGCCGUAUACGGCCUUCCGCUACGCCGACCCUCUGACCGAGGAGAUGUACAACAAGCUUUUCGAGGAUGGCUUUGGAAAGGGAAGAGGCGGAAGAGCGGUUGCAUUCACACAAUACCCCCAGUACUCGUGCUCGACGACAGGAAGCAGCAUCAACGAGUUGUGGAAGUGGAGGCAAAGGCUGGAGGGCAAGGCCGUCGGAGAGACGACACCCGGCGACGGUACCAUUUCAUGGAGUGUGAUUGAUCGCUGGCCGGUACACCCGGGCCUGGUCGAGGCGUUUGCACAGAACAUCGAGGCGAAGUUGUUGGAAUACCCCGAGGACAGACGCAAGGACGCCGUCCUCAUCUUCUCCGCUCACAGCCUGCCCAUGUCUGUGGUCAACAGAGGCGACCCAUACCCGGCCGAAGUCGCCGCGACCGUCUACGCUGUCAUGCAGCGCCUCAAGUUCUCUAACCCCUACCGCCUCUGCUGGCAGUCCCAAGUCGGCCCGUCGGCCUGGUUGGGACCCCAGACCUCCGACUCGGUCGAGAACUACGUCCACAAGGGUCAGAAGGACCUUGUGUUGAUUCCCAUUGCCUUCACAUCAGACCACAUCGAGACUCUGUUCGAAUUGGACCUCGAGGUCAUUGCUGACUCUGGAAGCCCGGAGACCGUCAAGAGAGUGGAGAGUUUGAACGGCAGCCCCGUUUUCAUCAAGGCUCUCGCCGACAUUGCCAAGGCUCAUCUCGACAGCAGUGUAGCCUGCUCGCCACAGAUGGAGUUGCGGUGCCCUGGCUGCAAGAGCGAGCGGUGCCUGGAGUCGAAGAAGUUCUUUGCGGGACAGCAGUCCAAGCUUCUCCCCGCGCAGGAGAAGACUCUUGCCCAAUAA
This is a messenger RNA of Colletotrichum acutatum, 1320 nucleotides long. RefSeq names its product ferrochelatase. Gene Ontology annotation, cellular component: mitochondrion. The coding region runs from base 1 to 1320 and encodes 439 amino acids. Gene Ontology annotation, molecular function: protoporphyrin ferrochelatase activity. NCBI's taxonomy places the organism in Eukaryota, Fungi, Ascomycota, Sordariomycetes, Glomerellales, Glomerellaceae. The transcript has 2 exons. Gene Ontology annotation, biological process: heme biosynthetic process. The record is from RefSeq and is a predicted model, not a curated record.